Molecule: messenger RNA, 1337 nt
Organism: Nilaparvata lugens (brown planthopper)
Lineage: Eukaryota; Metazoa; Arthropoda; Insecta; Hemiptera; Delphacidae
Exons: 5
Coding region: 429-1079 (216 amino acids)
Source: RefSeq, a predicted model, not a curated record
UGAUUCAUUAUUUGAAGUUAUAUGCAAAUGCAACAACAGAAAGACACAACAAAACCAAAGAGCAUAAAUUAGAAGAAGCGAGUUCCUAUGUGGACGUUGGAUGCCAAACAUCAUCAUUUGAUCAGUACUCUUCGACGUUCUGCUACAACGAGAAUCUACCAUCGUCCAGCACUUUUGGAUUCCCAGUUACUUUUACUGAUAGAGAAGUCAAACUACUGUCACAGCCUGAUUCGAUAUCACAGCACUCAACUGAUGGAACAGAAACCAGCCGUGUUGUAAGGAUUCGAAACCCGGACCACGGCAAGAUAUGCGUCACUUCGUAUGCGGCAGUGGACGGGGCAAUAAACUUCCUCAAACUGACCGUCGAACUAAAAAGCCAAGGCGCCCCACACCGGCUCCUGCUCAGUCCAAGUGAGUCUCCUCUGCGCAUGCUCACAAGCGUGUUCCAUGUGGUGAGGGGCAUUGAGGAGGUGAUCCGGUGUGUGGUGGUCUUGAAACGCACCAAGGGCGACCACAACGGAGACCAUCACAACUAUGUUGUUGACCUGUUGAGCAGGGUUUGUGCUAUUGAUAGGCAGGUCAGAGAUUGCGUCAUUGAAAAGAUCGAGUUACUUAUGAAAUCUGCGUCUUCUGAUGAGGAAGACAUCUGGUGUUUAUCCCUGUUAAUACAAUAUUUGUGUGAGAAAAAUAGAGACAUGUGUUUUAAAUUAGUGAAAAUGUUAGUAAGACUGUUUUCUCUUGAAAUUGAGAGUCACGUCAAGAAGUCGGAACAUUGGGAAGUCCAGUCUGUUUACAGUUUUUGUAUUCUAAAUACUAUUAAAACUGUAGUGAGGUUUCUCAAAAAUCAAUUGGAAAAUGCCACUGAAAAAGACAAUUAUUCAACGCUGGACCGGUUCAUGACAUUAAAAAGUGAUUUAGCUAAAUCCUUCACACAGCUCGAAGCAAAUCAAAAUCAACAAGAAUCACCAUCUCUUAAUUUUUCUAAUCAUAAUCUGUGUCUAAUUUCUUACAUCUUUCAAGACAUUCUGAAGCACACGCAAGAUUGCAUAUCCUUGAUAGAGGAGAGAGCCUUGUCGUAGAAAAUAAUUGAACUUCAAUUUAUUAAUUUUCAAUAAAUAUUGGUAGAUUUUUUGUAUAAUUUUUAAUGCAUUCUUUACAUUCAAUAUUGCUUACAAUUAUUAUUUACAUUCCCUUAAAGAUCACAGUUCAUAAAUUAUACUUAGCCUAUUGUACAUUUUCAGUAAAAGUUUUACGCAACUUUCCAAUAUCUUGUUCUUUUGUAGAAAUUGAAAGUGAUAUGAUAACUUACUAAGUCCAUAAAUUAUACUUACUGUAAA